UCCGCGUGCUCCAGGCCGGCCCGGGCCGGCGGCUGCCCUGCGGGCUUUCGAGUUCGGUUGUCCGAGGUGGAUGUGAUCUUUUAAUUUAAAUUUCCUAUCUCUUUUUCGUUUUAAUGAGAGAAAAGAAGCCCUCAGAACAGGCCUGGGACAGCUAAAGGCCAUUCUGCUCCCACGUGGACGCUUCCCAGGAGAAAAGAAGUCUGGAAGUUAGUCGCCCCGCUGGCCCGGCGGCCUCCGCUUUGGCAGGACUGUGAGUUCAGUCAUGUCCCUCGCACAGGGCAGGUGGGACUCUUCACCGAUCCCAGGCUGGACUUGAGAGCCUCGACCCGAGCGCCAGCGUCUCCCACCCCACUCAACACCUGGCACUGAAGUUAGGCCUAGGCACUGGUCUGCAACAUGGAUAAGUACGAUGACCUGGGCCUGGAGGCCAGUAAGUUCAUUGAAGACCUGAACAUGUAUGAGGCGUCCAAGGAUGGGCUUUUCCGGGUGGACAAGGGUGCAGGCAACAACCCUGAAUUUGAGGAAACUCGCAGGGUGUUCGCGACCAAGAUGGCCAAAAUCCACCUUCAGCAGCAGCAGCAGCAGCUCCUACAGGAGGAGGCCCUGCCCAGAGGGAGCAGAGGUUCUGUCAACGGGAGCAGCCGCCUGGCUGGUGUGGGCAGCAAGCUGGCUACUGAUGGUGCUGCCAAGCCUCCUCUGGCUGUCUCAUCCCUGGCCCCUGUGGUAUCUACCGCCGUAGCAGCUGGGCAGCCUACAUAUUCACUGCAGGAGCAGAGGACCAGGUCGUCUGUCCAUGCUACAAGGUCUGGCAGCCAAGACUGUGGCUCCAGGGAGGGGCCCGUGAGUUCCCAGAGGUCUGCUUUCCAGGGGCCUGGCACCUGCGAAGACCCUUCCUGCCUCACUCACGGAGACUAUUACGACAACUUCUCUUUGGCAAGCCCACAGUGGGGUGAUAAACCAGGAGUGUCCCCCAGUACUGGCCUGGGUGUAGGGAGUGGGUGGUCUGGGAGUGACCCACCACUGGCCAGACCCAGUGGAGGCCAUCACUUGUACCAGUCGCAGCUCGCCCUGAAUUCUGGAAGGUCUUUUGAGAGUGGCCUCAGUGGCCAGGAUGGUGGCAUUAGUGGCGGAAGCAGCCAGAAACCAGCAGGAGUUUGGUCCACUGUCUCCUCCCAGCCAGUAAGCCCUAGUUCUCCUUCCCAGGGCUUGGAAAUUGGGGCCUCAGCUCAGCCUAAGAGCAUGGCUGUUUCAGCACCCCUGGUCCCCAGUGGUCCCAGUCAGCGGGCUCAAGCACGUCCAAGAACAGACUCAGGGUUUGGGUGUGAGGGCUCAGGUGGGGUGUCCAGACCCACGGUGAACCUUCAGCCUUGGCUGCAGGAUGGGCCUAAGUCUUACCUUUCUGUUUCUGCUCACUUAUCAUCACUAGCUAGCAAGGAAAGUGCCCAGCCAGGUGUAAUCCCUGAGCUGGGUCCUAAGCCUGGGUGCAGGGACCUUAGCACUGGUCCCAAACCUGGCCCCAGCAGUCUUGUCCAUGCAGUGAUGUCCUCUCCUCCUGAACUGUGUAAAGAGGGUCCUUCUAGCUGGUCCCCUGAUAGUAGCCUGGGACCUGUCCUUCCAGAGAGUCCUCACUCCGCCAGGGUGAGGUUGCCCUGCCAGACCCUCACCCCCAGCCCUGAGCUUGGACCCUCCACUGCAGAACUGAAAUUAGAAGCCCUCACCCAGCGUCUGGAGCGAGAGAUGGAUGCUCACCCCAAGGCUGACUACUUCGGAGCCUGUGUAAAAUGCAGCAAAGGGGUGUUUGGGGCCAGCCAAGCCUGUCAGGCCAUGGGGGACCUCUACCAUGAUACGUGCUUCACCUGUGCAGCCUGCAGUCGCAAGCUGAGAGGAAAACCCUUUUAUUUUGUCAAUGGCAAAGUGUUCUGUGAGGAAGACUUUCUGUACUCUGGAUUCCAGCAGUCGGCUGACAGGUGUUUUCUUUGUGGGCAUCUGAUCAUGGAGAUGAUCCUGCAGGCUCUGGGGAAGUCCUACCACCCAGGCUGUUUCCGCUGCGUCAUCUGUAAUGAGUGUCUGGAUGGGGUGCCGUUCACCGUGGAUUCAGAAAACAAGAUCUACUGUGUCCGAGAUUACCACAAGGUCCUGGCCCCCAAGUGUGCAUCCUGUGGGCUUCCUAUCCUCCCACCUGAGGGCUCAGAUGAGACCAUCCGUGUCGUGUCCAUGGACAGAGACUAUCAUGUGGAGUGUUACCAUUGCGAGGACUGUGGUCUGGAGCUCAAUGAUGAGGAUGGUCACCGUUGCUAUCCACUGGAGGACCACCUGUUUUGUCACUCCUGUCACAUCAAGAGGCUGGAGAAAGGCCCUUCACCUGCAGUACUCCAACAGCACUUCUAGCCAGAGUUGUGGUGGGAUACAAAGCCAAGACUGCCCAGAGAAGUGGCUAUCAGACACUUUUGGUAGCCCCUGAGAUGGACCUGGUGCAGAUGGAGAAGAGAGGCAGGCAGGAAACCUUCUGUAUGUGUGAGGAUUGACUUUACCCAGAGCAGUGUCCACUUCCUUUACCAAGUGCUUUCUCCCAUUGCUACAACCUCACCAGCUUACUCAGGAAGACACUCCACUACAAACAUGGCAUGUGACAUAGGGUUAUGUCAGUGCACUGGACAUAAGCCAGCUCCCCUGGAAACUUUUCACAUUUCAUGGAGAGAUGUUUGCUUUCAGCACAUUUCACAGUAUCCCCUGAAGAGAAGCAGUAGCAGACACAGACAUCCCUCACACAUGUACCCCUCUGCAUGACUUAAUACUUCUUUCCACCUGAGAGCUUCAGUUCAGAGAAUGGCUACAAACUCUUAACUGCAUUAAGGCAAAAAGGAAGCCCUGACACGUGAGCCAAGCUUGGGAAUUGGGGAGGCUGGGUCUCCCCUUAGUGCUCUGACAGCCUGCCGAGGAUCCCUGUUGCUCUUCAGCCCCUCAGGCAGUAGGGUCCCCAAGGCCCGCCCUAUCUGGCAUGGCCAGCUUUCAGAGAACUGGUGCAGGCACCAGGACUCACAUCACUUGAUGCUGAUUUUCUAAGAGCUCUCUCCAGUCUGUGACCUUGGAGUGGCUUCCAUAAGGCAAGUCUUGAAAUCCCUCACCGGGACAGCCCUGGUGCCUAUAUUAUGUUACUUACUAAUGGGCCUUGGGAAGUCCAGCCCAUAUCCUGGGAGAGCCCCUUCUGACAGGAGAGUUUGUGUGUUAGAGAGAUCUUGAGUGUGUGAAAUCUCAGACCAGCAAGGAGGGAGUGCCUCAGGAUAAGUUCCUACCUUGACUUCCGAGAUUUUUCUUGUGCCCACUUUCCACAUGAGCAUUUUUUGAGAAACCAAUAUAAGGUACACUGAUUUUUGUCUUUUUUUUUUUUUUUCAUGUUUCUCUCCAUUUUCAGUUUUUCACACACAAAACAUACCUCACAGAUAGAGCUUCACCAAGCCACAGAUUAAUGAGGAACUUGGCCAUUACACUGGAGAUCUUGGGUGUGUUAGGAAUGGCUGACUUCCUACUCUAGACUGCAGCUGGGCAGUGUGGUCAGAAGGUCACCAGGGACUAGAUGCUACUAAAAUCACACUCUGGCCUCAUGAAUUGCAACAGACUAGCUGGGGUAUCCAUGGCUAAAGAGGGCCCACACAGUGGCAAGAUAAUAAGACCACCUCUGAGCUGAAUGUGUUGGCUCACACUAGCACUUGAAAGGCUGGGGCCUGAGGAUCAGGAAUUCAAGGCCAUCCUCAACUAAUAAAAUCCUGUCUCUGAAUAAAUAAAAUAAAUAAUGCAACAAAAACCCAUCUCAGCAUUAAAGAACAAAAUUUCCCUUGUAUAUGGUCAGUACUUUUUGGUAGUUCAAACAGAAGAAGCUGGUGGGGAGGUGGGGGAGGCAAAAGAAAAAAGGUUGUCAUUUGCAUUGUCUGUAGGGAGGCUCUGUGUCCUGUGGCAGGAGUGCUGAAGUGUCUUACUUGUGCCAAUCAGGCUGGGAAACUCGCAGCUGGUCUGGGCCAUAGAGUAGUCAGUGGAGGCUCCACAUAUGAGCAUGGGUUUUUCACUGGGCCCUGGCUGUACCUGUAGGCCAUGUUUCAGCUCCAGCCAUUUCCUGUGAGGAAAAGUUCAGAGGUGACAUUGUGGACUAUUUUUAACAUUUUUAGAAAACUUAUUCUGUUGGAAUCUUUUGGCCGAUGUUACUUCUUUGCUUCCUGUUCCCAGACCAAACAUACGGCUGAGGAAGACCCUGAGGCCAGGCCCCUCUCUGUCCAUUAAGUACGCCAGGUCAGCUUUGGCAAGGCUGGUGGGAAAAUGAAGCCAUCCAAUGUGUCUAUGCCAAUCUUAAGAGUGCUGGCCUGGCUAACACACCUUUGUUCCACUUUCAAGUCAAGCAGAGUGAAGAAAAUUAUAUUGGAUUCAGUAUCAGAGAUAGGGAGAUUGUUUGCAAAUUGAGUAACUAGUUGAAAACUCUAUGAUUAAUUUUUCAAAUGAAAUUCCUGAUUGAGAUGAUUCAAAUAUGUUUGCAAAUACUAUGUUUUAUCUUGUUGAAAAAGAACAAUAAAGGAAUUUACAAACUUCCUAAAA
Molecule: messenger RNA, 4581 nt
Organism: Jaculus jaculus (lesser Egyptian jerboa)
Lineage: Eukaryota; Metazoa; Chordata; Mammalia; Rodentia; Dipodidae
Gene: Limd1
Product: LIM domain containing 1
Exons: 8
Coding region: 397-2388 (663 amino acids)
Biological process (GO): regulation of DNA-templated transcription; positive regulation of miRNA-mediated gene silencing; cytoskeleton organization
Cellular component (GO): adherens junction; transcription regulator complex; nucleus
Molecular function (GO): transcription corepressor activity
Source: RefSeq, a predicted model, not a curated record